CUCUUUCCUUCUCUCUCUUUUUCUUCUCGCUCUUCACUCGCUAAUUAAAGGUUCUGUAGUGCUCCAGUUUAUAAUUUUAUCCUCCUUCGGUAGUGAGACCAGUGUGAUAAAAAGUCAAAUGAUGUACAUGUGAUCCACAAUGACGGUGGUAUGAUAUAUACAUAUAUAUAUACACAUAUAUACAUAUAUAUAUAUAUAUACGUGUGCUUGUGUUGUCCAACAGUGUGUGAGACGAAAGAAAUUGAGUGAGAAAAAAAAAUUUUACGGAGAAGUGCAAUCCCGAAGUGAUAAAUCUGUAUCUAUAUAAACACGUGUGCCAGAGAGAAGUGUGUCCGUACGAAGAGUACAAAGCAAAAUAAGUUUACGAAGGAAAGAGGACAGAAAAAAUAAUCAUAAGUUGGCCGAGGACAACCAAAGGAAAACCAGUCAGCAACGUAGAAAGGUGAUAUUAGCAGGUGGGACAGGCGGGAACAGUAGCAUGAGUUCGUAUUUUGCGAAUUCGUACAUCCCAGACCUGCGAAAUGGCGGGGUGGAACAUCCGCAUCAGCAUCAGCAGCACUACGGUGCGGCCGUACAGGUGCCUCAGCAGACACAAUCAGUUCAGCAGCAGUCUCAGCAAACUGGUGAUCCUUGUGAUCCGAGUUUGUUACGUCAAGGAGUUUCUACCCACCAUUAUGGGACCGCGGGAGGUCAGCAGGACAUGCCUUAUCCGAGGUUUCCUCCGUACAAUCGGAUCGACAUGCGGAAUGCGGCUUAUUACCAACAUCAACAGGAGCACGGAAGUAUGGACGGCAUGGCCAGCUACAGAUCGACGUCUCCGAGCACCACCAGUAUGGCUCACAUGGGACACACGUCAACCCCCAAUGGACAUCCGUCGUCCACACCCAUCGUCUAUGCUAGUUGCAAGCUUCAAGCAGCUGCCGUCGAUCAUCAAGGUAGCGUCCUCGACGGACCGGACAGUCCGCCUCUCGUCGAGUCCCAGAUGCAUCACCAAAUGCACAGCCAGCAUCCGCAUAUGCAGGCGCAGCAAUCGCAGCAUCCACAGCAGCAAUCGCAGCAUCAGCAUCUGCAGGCGCAGCAACAGCAUAUGAUGUACCAACAACAACAGCAAUCUCAAACCACAUCGCAACAGGGACAAAGUGGAAUGCACCCGCAACAGCAGCAGCAAGCUCAGCAGCAUCAAGGUGUUGUUGCAUCACCGCUCAGUCAACAGCAACAGGGCGCGUCUCAAGGUGCAUCAAGCGCAAAUAUACCGAGCCCACUAUAUCCUUGGAUGAGAAGUCAAUUUGAGAGGAAACGGGGUCGGCAAACGUAUACGCGAUAUCAGACGCUAGAACUGGAAAAGGAGUUCCACUUCAAUCGAUAUCUCACUAGGCGGCGACGUAUCGAGAUCGCUCACGCACUAUGUCUGACAGAACGGCAGAUAAAGAUCUGGUUUCAAAAUAGACGGAUGAAGUGGAAGAAGGAGAACAAAACGAAAGGCGAACCAGGCUCAGGUGAUGGCGACACAGAAAUCUCGCCGCAGACGUCGCCGCAGGGUUGAAAGAGCUCCGAGGAGUGGAACUUCUAAAGAGGUCUCAUCUCUCUCAGGGUCGUUAAUACCUUGUUUCCAGCACUACCUCUUCCCCCACCUAAACUCCAGUCCCCGUCGAUGACCUCCAAAUGACCCCUCAACAGCAAUGACGCUUAUUUUGUCGUGUUAAUCAUGUUGCUUGUACCAAAAAAAGAAGAAGAUAAGGAUGACGGCGAAGAAAUUGUGAAAGGACCCGUAAGAGUGGCCGAUGACGAAUAGACGGCAGAGAAGGAAAUUACGAAAAGGUGACGUGUCGAGAGAAGAAGGGAAGAGCAAAAUAAAGCGAAGACGCACAAAUAAGUCAGCAGAGGAUUUGCGGAAAUGUGCAUGACUUAAUGUGGAUCAAGAUUAUGAAUAAAAGGAGAAUGGAAGAAGGCAAAACUGGAUCACAUGCUAAUCAGAACCGCAUUAACCUCUAUUACGUUUAAUCAAAUGUAAUUGUACUAAAGCCUAUAUAGAGAUAUGGAUAAAAAAAGAUGUACGUAGUUUAAUGCGAAAUCGCGAGAUCGAUGGCAGUAAUCCAAGUAGAACGCAUGAGAAUAUGUGGUAUUCGGAGUGAUAGGUGUAAAGAGCUAAGUCCGUUGAGAGAAUGAGAUAUGUGUGAACCUGCGCGUGAUAGAGAGAAAAAGAAAACCGCGUUGAGAAAUCUUAGGAGAGCAUUUUAUUAUUUAUUCUCUUACGCCGUACUUGUAGAGUCGUAGGACGGUUAGUAGAUUAGCAGUACGAAGAUGUCCGUCGCGUCUCUAUUUAGCGGUAGAGAUAAGCGGUUUAGUGUUCUUAGAGAAUCGUUUAGCUAGAUCUUUCUCUAGUACCGCGGUGGCUCCAACAAGGAAUAUUUAACAUUCGUGCCAAGUAUGAUUUCCGAACGCCGCGCGCGCGCGCGCGUUUCUCGUAUUUUAAUAAAAUUUGAGAGAGGAUCUGAGCAACACCAGGAUAUAUCGAAUGAAGAGAAACAGAAGGCUAGAAAAGAGGGGAAAAGAGAGAAUGGGAAAGAAGGAGAAGGAGUGAGGAAAACAAUGCAGAGGAAGAAGAGAAGAAUCAUGGAGUUCACGUCUAACCCUGAUAACCCAGUGAAACAAGUGCGUGCAACAAAAUCAAUUCCAUUGGAAAUCAGUGAUUUUUGGUGUGUAAAUCUAACGAAUACGAUGAUGUUUUAAAUAUUGUAUGGGACGAGACGGCGACAUAACCGUGGAUGGAAUAGAUUAGUGCUGAAUGAUAAAGUGAGUUUGAGGAAACAGCGCCCUUCGGCGGAGCAGAGUCAAACCGACUUGGCAUUUCUUCAUCAGCGUCAUCGCAAGGUUAGUCUUAUUGAAUGAACAUUGCUAGUGAUACACAAUUAUCGGUUACGUUAAAUGUGCGAAUGUCAUAUUGAAUCGUUUGCAUUUGAUAAGAACAACUAGCCCCCCGCGUUUCGACGUAACAGAAGACACACUUUCAUGUGUACGCUUCGUUACGCAAAUCAGUUUUAUUUUACACGUACUGAACACGAACGACAAAAAAUGUUUUCGCUAUUUGUUUUUAUCAUAUGUAAGGAACAUCUGUUUACGUUUGCUGACCGAUAAUUGAGAUGAUUUGCUCGUAUCAUGCACAUUGCUCAAUAUGACGGGUAUGAUAAUGAUGUACAUAGGCAGUCCUCUUUUAGUGAAAACGUGUCUGUUCGGAAAGAAAAGAUAUUGAGAUUUUUAGAUCUGUGACGCAUAUAAUUCUUUCGAGGAUCUAGAAACGUUUUAUUUUAUUCGCAAGCGAUAUUUUCUUAUUAUUAAUUAUUGUUAUAAAUAGAAGGAAAUUUUCGAUUUAUACUUAAAUUUAUGUUUAAUUUUAAAAGUUUGCGACAAAGUAAAUUCGAUAUUAAGAUGUAAAAAUGUAUAACGUAAUGUGUAUAAUAUCUUUUAUGAUGACGGGCACGCUGAGUGAUCUCGAAUUAUUUCCUUUGGAAACUGCUUUGAAAGCAGACGUGGUAGUAGUACUCAUAUUCGUUGCAAAGAGAGACUCUCCUUUUUCUGUAAAUAUUAAAGAAAGAAGAAAGAAAGAAAGAAAGAAAGAGAAAGAAAGAAAUGUAACACAAGAAAGGCAAAUCUGUCCUCUUGCAUAUUUGUAGUUAUCGAAAAGUUACUCUUGCUCCGCGCGACGUGACGCCAAGUUACCAAGUGUUGUAAUAUGUAGUAUAUUUUCGGAAUAGGAUGCUUUUUCGGCAUGAGACCGCUUGGACACCUUAAUAGCGAUUCGCAAUUAAGUUCAGUGUAAACAAUUCCUUGCUUACGAUAGAAUACAUCACAUGAUAUGCAUUAUUAUUCCAAACUACUACAUUGUUUUUUUUUAGAGAGAGAGAGAGAGAGAGAGAGAGAGAGAGAGAG
Messenger RNA from Harpegnathos saltator (Jerdon's jumping ant), 3927 nucleotides. RefSeq names its product homeotic protein antennapedia (gene Antp). NCBI's taxonomy places the organism in Eukaryota, Metazoa, Arthropoda, Insecta, Hymenoptera, Formicidae. Gene Ontology annotation, molecular function: RNA polymerase II cis-regulatory region sequence-specific DNA binding; DNA-binding transcription factor activity, RNA polymerase II-specific. The coding region runs from base 479 to 1543 and encodes 354 amino acids. Gene Ontology annotation, biological process: anterior/posterior pattern specification; negative regulation of transcription by RNA polymerase II. Gene Ontology annotation, cellular component: nucleus. The transcript is spliced from 2 exons. The record is from RefSeq and is a predicted model, not a curated record.